AUGGCAAACAAGAAGCCUGUUUCCUUCGAUGAUAUUAUUCUCGCCGAUCGCGAGAAGAACCAGAAGAAGAAACAGGAGGAGCUUGCCAACCAAUUACUCGGAAAGAACCGACGCAGAAGCGCUCCCGCCUCGGGAUCUGGCUCUGGCUCCGGCUUCAGCGCCAACAGAGGACAAAACAAAACACAGAAUGCGAAGCCUGGAAGCUUAGCCAGCCGGAUCGGAGUAGCCAAGCGCUCCACGCCCGCGACCGCGAAUUUCAAUAAGAACAAGCCAGCCUCCGCCAUAAGCACCGGCCGACAACGCGGAAAUACAGGAAAGAAUGAUCGCGCAAAGUCAGAACAGGUCUGGGAUGCCAUCCGGGCAGGAAAUAGCCAAGCAAAUGUCCGUCCCGCCAAACAGGGCCGGGCACCCGGCAACACUUUGUCCAUCAAGGGCGCUUCCGGGCCAUUUGUCGUGGUAGGAAGGAAUUUUGCGCCUGGAACAACCGCUGCCGACAUUCAGUCUGCCCUCGAACCUACAACUGGACCCAUGCUCAGCUGUCGGAUAGUCUCCAGCCACCCGAGUGUUGUUGCGGAAUUUGCAUUCGCAGAGAAGCACAAUGCAGAGCUGAUGAUCGCGAACUUCGAUAACCAGAGGGCUGAUGGAAGAGUCCUCGCCAUGAGCCUCAAGUCCCCUAAUGCUGGACCUACCGCCAAAGAUCCCUUCACUGCCCUUCGCGCCCAGGCUGACCAAGAACGACUCCGCGCUCGCCGAAGUGCCGGCCACGAGAAAGAUUUGCUGGCAUCGCAGAUGUCGCAGCCCGGCCUAUACAGUGAUAAAAUGAUGGUCGAUACACCGCAGCAGAAUAACAAGGGCAAUCAGAACCAAAACCGUCGGAAAGGACGACGUUAA
This is a messenger RNA of Penicillium nucicola, 891 nucleotides long. RefSeq lists its product as uncharacterized. Bases 1 to 891 code for a protein of 296 amino acids. NCBI's taxonomy places the organism in Eukaryota, Fungi, Ascomycota, Eurotiomycetes, Eurotiales, Aspergillaceae. The transcript is spliced from 4 exons. The record is from RefSeq and is a predicted model, not a curated record.